This is a messenger RNA of Aspergillus eucalypticola CBS 122712, 1257 nucleotides long. RefSeq names its product 2-hydroxyhepta-2,4-diene-1,7-dioate isomerase. NCBI's taxonomy places the organism in Eukaryota, Fungi, Ascomycota, Eurotiomycetes, Eurotiales, Aspergillaceae. The transcript has 5 exons. Gene Ontology annotation, biological process: L-tyrosine catabolic process; L-phenylalanine catabolic process; homogentisate catabolic process. The record is from RefSeq and is a predicted model, not a curated record. Bases 1 to 1257 code for a protein of 418 amino acids. Gene Ontology annotation, molecular function: fumarylacetoacetase activity.
AUGACCCUAGCCGAGACGCCCUUCACCAUCGACAACCUUCCCUACGGUGUAAUCUCCACCGCGGAGACACCAACUCCGAGAUGCGCGACUGUUCUGGAGGACGAUGUCAUAGAUUUGAGUGCACUUGAGAAGGAUGGAUACUUCAAAUCCAUUCCGGGAUUUAAAGGCGAAGUCUUUUCUAUGCCAACCCUGAAUAAAUUUGCCUCUCUUCCGAAAGAAGCCCACGUACAGACCAGAGCAGCGCUUGUCGACCUUCUCUCAGACAAUGAUAUCCGCAAAAGAUAUGCCAUUCCCCUCUCAAAAGUGCAGAACCAUCUCCCCAUGGAAACCAAGAACUUCAGCGACUUUUACUGUUCAUUCGAACACACCAGAAACUGCUCCGAACUCUUCUCUCUGAAGCCUCCAGCCUCAUGGUUCGUCAUCCCCUCCGUCUACAACGGACGACAAAGCAGUCUCCGCAUCUCCGGUACUCCUAUCCGACGGCCUUGGGGUGUGACGCUCGACUCCAACAAACCCAACGACCCACCAGCCUUCAGACCCAGCGCGCGCUUCGACUUUGAGCUAGAAAUGGGCGUUUACCUAUCCCAUCCACUCCCCCCAGGCGAGAUCCUCAACAUCAACAACGCAAAGGACCACAUCUUCGGACUGGUCAUCCUGAAUGACUGGUCUGCAAGGGAUAUCCAGACAUACGAGAUGGCACCACUGGGCCCAUUCCACAGCAAGGGCUCGGGAACGAGCAUCUCACCAUGGAUUGUACCUAUCGAGGCACUGGAGGGGUCAUACUGUAAUGCGAGGGUGCAGGACCCGGCACCCUUGAAACACCUAGCAUGGAAGGGCAGAGAAAUCGAGGCAACAUUCGAUAUUGAAUUGAAAGCGAGGGUUAUCAGAAACGGAAAAUCCUACACCGUCACAGAAACAAAUCUAAAGGAGCUUUACUGGACUCCGUUCCAGCAGAUUACCCAUCUCUGUAGUGCAGGCGAGGGGCUCUCGACAGGAGAUAUCUUCGGCACGGGCACCAUAACCAGUGAUCGCCUCAACGCCCAAGGCGAACAAAUCGGAAUCGCCUGCCUCCUAGAGCGAGGACUGAAGAGAAAUAUCCUCUCCGAAGCCAGCAAGGACGGACUCGAGUUCCUUGCAGACGGAGACGAAGUCAUCAUGGAAGGAUGGUGCGUUAACCGUCUCACGGGGGGUAAAUUCGGGUUUGGAGAGUGUCGUAGUGUCGUCCUUCCUGCUUUGAAGGAGGGAUCUUGGGAGUGA